AUUUCCUUGUCCAGGGGGCGAGUAGAAAAAAGUUUCUUAAACUGUACUUUGCUCAAAACUAAAGCUAAAUAAUAAGCACAAAUAUCAGACAUACAUUAAAACUAAUAUUGGCCUAUAUUAAAACAUACAGAAUGCUACCAAAUGUCACUUGAACAAGUUUUUGUUUAAAAAUCAGGCAAAGCCUCACCGCGCAUGCUCAAAAAUACGCCAUAUUGAAAGUCGUGAGGAAUUUAUUGAAAUCAAGGUAGAAUUUUACAAGUGAACUGUGAUUGUUGUUGUGGGAUAGGUGACCAAAUAAUUGAUAAUACAUGAAGCUAUCAACUAAUUAUGAACCUGACCGUGUCCUAGACACCAGCUAGAAGAAGGGAGACAACCCCGCCAUGCCUCAUUUACCCAAACCGGGAAACCUUAAAGAUCCAGACGUUGUUGGACUAUUUUGCAAUGAUGACCCCGACAAAAUCUUUUCAGAGCUGCGAGAGAUUGGCCAUGGCAGUUUUGGAGCAGUUUACUUUGCCAAAAAUGUUAUCACAAAAGAGGUGGUUGCUAUCAAGAAGAUGUCCUUUAGUGGAAAGGGAGCUACUGAUAAAUGGCAAGAUAUCGUAAAAGAAGUAAAAUUUCUUCGUCAGCUCUCGCAUAGAAAUACGAUAGAUUACAAGGGAUGUUAUAUAAAAGAUAAUACAGCAUGGCUUGUUAUGGAAUAUUGUUUAGGCUCGGCUUCAGAUAUUAUUGAAGUUCACAAGAAGCCAUUGAGAGAGAUAGAGAUAGCAGCUAUAUGUCAACAUGCAUUACGUGGUUUAUCUUAUCUUCAUAGUUUAAAUAGAAUACACCGAGAUGUUAAAGCAGGCAAUAUAUUACUUACAGAAAAUGGAACCGUUAAAUUAGCUGAUUUUGGUUCAGCAUCGUUAGUCAGUCCAGCCAACUCUUUUGUUGGUACGCCAUAUUGGAUGGCACCAGAAGUGAUAUUGGCGAUGGAUGAGGGUCAGUAUGAUGGGAAGAGUGAUAUAUGGUCUCUUGGUAUAACGUGUAUAGAAUUAGCUGAAAGAAAACCUCCGCUGUUUAAUAUGAAUGCUAUGAGUGCCCUGUAUCAUAUAGCUCAAAAUGAUUCUCCCUCUCUAUCUGGUGGCGAUUGGUCAGAUAAUUUCAGGAACUUUGUGGACGUGUGCCUCGCCAAAAAUCCUGCCGACAGACCGUCAGCAGAUGAACUAUUACAUGAUCCAUUUAUAACUUCCACGCAUCUUGGUGAUGUUAUCAAUGAAUUAAUAUACAGAACUAAAAACGCUGUACGGAAGUUAGAUAAUUUACAAUAUAGACGAUUACAGAAGUUGAUAAUUAACGGUGAACAUGAAGGCAAUAUUAACGAAGAGAAAGAUUCGAAUGAUACAGAUGAUGUAGAGACUUCUUCUCAGGAUGAUGAUCCAGAUGGUAGUAAAUCAGGAAGUUUAACAAGUCAUAACAGUAAUUGUGCUAGUAGUCAGAGUAGUAUAACUAGUUAUCCUGGUGCUACCACAGAUAUAACUAGUUUUACACAAGUUGAUGGUAGUCCACCCCAUACAGUACAUGUACAGUUACAUCAAAUACAACAGGCGUGGCCCUUUUUCCACAGAAGUGCGUCGUACAGCCCGAACAAAUAUACCAAGCCAUCUGCAAGCAGUUCUAGUUUAGAUGUUGGUACGAGUAACUUUGCAACAAUACGAACAACAUCGAUUGUUCAUAAACAGAUCAAGGAACAUGAACACUCGAACGAACUUCGUGAACAGUUUACUGGUUAUAAAAGAUUACGAAAACAGCAUCAAAAAGAAUUACAAACGAUGGAGAAUAAGUUUGCUAUAGAAAUGGAAGAACAUAAAACGAAGUUAGAUAAAGAAUAUGAAAAAUUACGUAAUAAAUUUGCAACAGAAUUAGAAAGAUUACGAUUAAAUCAUAUUUCCGAAUUAGACAAGAAGCAAAAGGCGUAUGUAGCCCAAGAAAAGAAAGUUGUUAAAGAUACGCUUAGUCAGCAAGAAACAGAUAGAAGAAGUUUCUCUGAGAAUUUUAAACGAUCCUAUAGAAGUGAUAAAGAACAAUUAAAGAAGGAUCAUGAUUCUAAAAGUACACCGAGGAAAGAAAAGGAGGAUGCUGUAAAAACGUAUAAAGAAGCAACGUUACGCAAGAUGAAGAAUGAGGAAUAUAAACUACAGAAACAACACCAGGAUCACAUGGACUUUAAACUUCGUAUCUUUAAUCGGCAAAAAAAGAUACAGUUUCAUCGGUUAGAACAGUCACUACUACGCGAGGAACUUAGUCAGAAGAAAGCUCAGUUAGAAUAUGAACACCGAAUGUCAAUUAGACAUCAUGAAUCCACCCAAGACUUAGAAUUUAAACAUUUGGCAGCUCUACAGAAAUUACGUGAUGAACAACUGAGAAAACAACACGAGAUGGAACGAGAGAAUCAGAAAGAAUACAAUGCUCGUGUCGAAUCAGAUUUAAAGAAAAAACAUGCAAUGGAGGUUAAACAACAACCUCGUAGUUUAAGGCAAAAAGAAAUUCAGAUCCGUAAACAGUUUAACGAGGCGGUAAAGACGCAACAGAAACAAUAUAAAGCCUUAAAAGAACAUAUAUUACAUACGACGCCUAAAAACGAACAGAAGGCUGUAGGCAAAAAGUUAAAGGAGGAACAGAUGCGUAAACUAGCGUUACUAGGUGAACAAUACGAACAAAGUAUAGCAGAAAUGUUACAACAACAAAAUGUAAGAUUGGAUGAAGCUCAGUUAGCCGAGGCCAAUGAAUUAAAACAAAGGUUACAACAAGAGUUAGAACUACUUAUUGCCUAUCAGAGUAAACUAAAGAUGCAAGCCGAAUCGCAACAUCAAAAAGAACGCAAGCAAUUAGAGGAACGGGUUUCGUUAAGACGAGCAUUAUUAGAGCAGAAAAUGGAUGAUGAAAGAAUGAUUUUUGAAAAGGAGGAAAAAGAAAGACUAAGGCAUCAGUUACAAAAACAGGAACGAGAGUUACAUGACUUUGACGUGGAGACGGCCGCAAAAGGAUUAAAUGCAUUAGAAGUGGCGGACGCGUCGCUACGUGAAUUUGACAAUGAUACAAACAGUGUACGUGGCAGCAUGUUAAGUUUAAGUGGUAGUAGUAGUACCAGUUCUUUCUCUUCACAGACCCCCUUAUAACAACUAUGGUUACCAUAGUUACAACCCCCCUCCCUGUUUUUAUUAUUAUUAUUAUUAUUUGGUACUUAGCUCCGCAAAACAGAACCCCGCCCUCUAGAUGCAAGGAACUAGAAGACCAAAAUAUUCACUAUCUGUUUUUAAUUAAUAUUCUUGAUGAUUUGGAGUCCAUCAAUCAAAAAACAGUUGAGUGUAACCCGAUCUUCCAAUUAUGUGCUUACGCAUGUGUGUGGGUGAACAUGCACAUGCAUGUAACAGUGUAUGAGUGUUUAAGUGUACUACUAAAGGACUAGAAAACCUCAAUAUACUGAUGACAGACUUAUUACACAGUUAAAGUGAUAUAUAUAGAACACAAGUAGUAAUAUAAUUAAUGGUUACUAGAAGUCAGGAAUUAUUUCUUCAUCAAACUUACUGUACAAUAAGCAAGCCAAUAACUGGAUUUCAUCAUUGUUUCGACACGUCGAGAAUCUUUUCUUGUUGAAAUGCGUUGUAAAGUUAGCGGGUCAUAGGUCGACUUGUUUGCAGGAUAUUAUCAGAGUUGUAGAAUUAUAUGGGUCAUAGGUCGGCAUGAUAUUAUCAACAUUUCGUCUCGUCACAGAUUGAAGAAGAAGAAGAAGAAAUGGAGAGAAGUGUGAAGUCAGAGUGAUCAGGUUAAAAAAAUCGUAAUCCAAGGGCAAGAACUCUUGUGUUUAUUUUAUAAUGGACUAUGUUUUAUAUUGUCCUGUAUAAUCACCAGACAGUUAAAUAUUAUUAUUUUAAUAUUUUAAACUUGAUCAAUAUCACCAAUAAAAACAAAUAGAUAAUACAUUUAUACAAGAAUCAGCUAUGUUACUUAAACAGUCAGGAAUCAAUUGAUAGGUAAUGAUUAAAGAUGCUUCCGGAGCUGUUAAGAUGGUAUGGAGCUGUUAAUGAUGGUCCUGGAACUGUUAAAGAUGGUUCUAGAACUGUAAAAGUAGAGUUAAAGAUGGGAGCUGUUAAAGAUAGUUCUGGAACUAUUCAAGAUAGUUCUUUAACUGUUAAAGAUAGUUCUUUAACUGUUAAAGAUAGUUCUUUAACUGUUAAAGAUAGUUCUUUAACUGUUAAAGAUAGUUCUUUUGUUAAAGAUGAUCCCGGAACUGUUAAAGAUAGUUCUGGAACUGUUAAAGAUGAUUCUGGAGCUGUUAAAGAUGGUUCCGGCUGAUUGUCAUGGUACGUUAAGAAGCAGUCGGUUGCACCAUUAUUUUAAUCAAACUGCAGUCAGCUCACCUUAUGUUCUGUACAGAAUGGCAUGGUGCAGUCAUGGGAGCCUAAAAAUUCAUAUUUUAACUACAAACCAGGGGCCUUAAUUAUGAACCUUGAAAUGAUAUAUUUUAAGGAUACUUUUGUUUCAUUGGUCAAGGUUUUAUUGUCUCGGACAAUGAAAAGAAAUUAGCCUUUUUAAAACGGGCAAGGUUUGGGGUUUUUGUAGUAAGGUUUCUUUUCAAACUAAAAAUGAAGAAUUUGAUUUCCAACUCAUCUACAGGAAGUAAGACUGAUUGAUCAUGGACCGGUGUAGAAAUAAUAGUUUUAUCUGUACAUGUAUCGGAUAGUCCUAUUUCGUUUCGUUUUGUAUAGUUCAAAACUUUGUUUUACUUGUCUUCACUAUACUAGGAUUAAGAAGGGUUGUUAUACAACGUUUGUUCGCCGUGAUGUGAAGGAUUAGCCAAUCAAAUGGUCUGCUGAUUCGAGCUUUUAUCGUGCAGAACUGUCGGUAGACUUAUGCAGCAAUAGAAAAUAAAUCGAAGCCACUACAACCGGUCAGAUUUUAAUGUACAUGUAGUGAAGGCCAUCGAAAGUAUUAAAAUAAAUCAUACGACAUGUAGAUCUAUAUUUUAAUCAGGUUGGGUUGAUGUUAAAAAUGAAUUAAUUAAUUAAUACUGUCCUUACAUGAAUCAGCAUUCAAUCUGUCUGAAAAAUACUUAAUAACUUAAUUUUUGGAAGGUGACUAUGUAUUAGGAAUGAAAUAUAUUUAAUCCAGACAUGUUCGUGGUCUUAUGUCACAUCAGUUUCCAGUAUAUCUAGCGAUUGUAAAUCUGAAAUAAAGUAAUGGGCGUGUCUUAUAUGAGAUAUAACCCUUAUUUAGUAAUGGUAAUGAAAUUAAGUGAUGGGUGUGCCUGAUUUAGUAAUGGUAAUGACAUUAAGUGAUGAAUCUUUCCAGCGGUUUGCUGAAAGAAAGAUAUUUACAUUGUAGAUUAUCAUGUUUAGUGGCUUGUCAGAUAUUGAACUAAGGUCAAUGGGCGUUCAAUAAAUUGUCCAUCACUGAUAUAGUAAUUGUAGGGCUUUAAUAAAUUUUAAUAAUAAUGGACAACCAUGCACUUUAAGUAUUAUAUAUUACCAAUUAUUUCUGAGGCCUUGUUGGUGAAAAACAAAACUAAAAUACUUUCUAGAAUGCAGAUUUAUCAUUGAAUGAAAGCGAAAAUUUGUACUAAAUCCUUCAAAUAUUUUGGAGUUUUGUUUUUCGUGAGCAAGGCCUCUGAACUUUUAAGAUCUUAGAAAUUGUUUGAUCAGCUGGUUCCUUUUUAGUGAAACUACUAAGGAAUAAUUUUCAGAUGAUUUAUUAGAUAUGAAUACAUGUAUAUGGCUGUCAUGUCUGUAGAACUCGAGUCCGACUGAAGUAGAAUCUGUAGAGUUUAUGAUAUCUUCUGAAUUAUUACGUCUGUAAGUUGUUCAUUUCAUGACACACUUGAUCUUCACAACGUCAAGAUAUUACAACAUACAUCUAUACACAAGUUACCUGUGUAAUGCUGGGAUGUUAGAGAGGGGGGCGAGUUUUCUGUUUAGUCAAGUGGUAUAGCUUUGAAACCAAUCUUGUACAUGUUAAAUGUAUGACGUAUGUCCGUUAGAUCUAUGUCAUAAUAACUUGACUUUGUGAAGAUGAAUCUUUUUGAUUUUAUCUUUUUUGUUAUUGAUAUUAGGUGACUGAUUAUCAUCGCUCUCACAUUCUAUCUCUCUACCGUGCUUCACUUGAUGCUUUUUAUCAUUCUACUGUUCUUCACUGGACGCUUUUUAUCACUCUACCGUGCUCCACUUGAUGCUUUUUAUUGCUCUACUGUUCUUCACUGUGUCUCCCCCCCCCCCCAAAAGGUAUCAGUAUUAUUAACAAAUCAUAAUAGAAAGAUUGCGGAAUUAUUCUAACAUUUGUUAAGAAUAAAUAAAAUAACUUGCUGGACCAUUUCAGUUUAAUACAGUUCUGGAAAUAUUACACGCACUAAUGAACUAUUACAGCCAGACAGAAUAUUGGGAGGUUGAGUGCGCGCUGUAUCAUAAGGUCUGUCAUUGAGUGAAGUGGUGUGGUUUCGAUUCCCCGGGUUCCCCGCAUGAACGUGACAAGGAUUAGGAUCGCCUGUCCAACCUCGUGGGUUCUCUUCAAGUCCCGUCGAUCUCCUCCCACUGCUAAAGAUCCCUACAUGCAGGGGAAUUAUUGAAAUAAAACUGAAACCAAUGUUAGUUCCAAAAUGACCUAGUUUGUGUGGAGCGGACAUUAACCCCCCUUCUCUCUCUCUCUCUCUCUCUCUCUCUCCCUCUCUCUCUCACAGAUAACAGUGGGGGGGGGGGCAGGGUCUUGAGUAAAAUAUAUUUUUUUUCAACUUUCCUUAAAAAGAUAUAAAAUUGUAAUGGUAGUUAGGGUCUCUGAUUCAAUGUAAUAUCUCAGGCUUUAGUGUACAGUCUGAUUCUAAUGUUAGAAACACCAAAAAAAACCCAAAUAUUAUUACAAUGUGUUGCCUUCAUUGUUUAAGACAAUUGUUAUUACAUUUAAAGUGCAAUGGAGUUUUUCAAUUUGAACAUCUUUGUAAAAAUAUGUUCUAAAUUCAAUUGUUUACAUGGAGUAAAUAUUUUUAUGCUUGGAUAUUGAAAUUGAAAGAUUAUCUUGGUUUUCUCCUGGUUUGUAGUCAUUAUCUACCAGUCGUAAAUUAAUAUCGUAUAGCUAGACACUCACUAUUAUUGGAAGACAUUAUGUAAAUUGUUUCGGAAGCUAACUAAUGUCAAGCUUGACCUUGAUACGAUUAUAAUACGAGGAACAGUGUCUAGUCCUUCAGAUGGAAUGAAAAGCCUUUGACAGGAUUUCUAACAUGGGACCAAGGUUAAGGCCAAGAUAUAAAUUGCUUGAAAAUUUAUCACAGCUUGAACUAGGUCUUUAAUAACUUGAGAAUUAACGCAAUAAUUUCAUGAUGCAAGUUUUUCGUUCUUAAUUUAUAGUGCAAUUUGUUAAUUUAACUAUUAAAGGCCACAUCAAGCUAAAUUAUAGUUCUUCGGGGCCAAUUUUAAAAUGUACCGUGAGUAGAGUCAAAUAGAUCCUAAAUAAUGAACAAUUGAAUUGAUUUGAUUUAGUCAGCGUUUUUUAGAUUUUAUGCAAUCUUCACUGUCCUGUCCCUCACUGUUUUCUUGUGAUCAUGGAAGUCAAUAAUUGUCAUUUUAAAAUUUAUAAGAAUUCGAAUUGGUUGUUAGUCAGAAAGGAUUUAGAAGUACUAUACCUGUUCCCUGACCCCUUUUCAUCUCUUUGAAAUAAAAUAUUGUUUACACAAAAAAAGGAUUGAUCAGAAUUUAUCCAAAGGACCUAUAAAAAAUGGUCUUGGAAAGACCUGAGGGAUCACCCAGAUUUGUUGGAUGCAAUCCGUGAAUGUAGUUGACCAAAUGUCAAAAGGGAAAUGAAUGUGAGUAAUUAACCCUUUCGUUCACAAGAAACGAUUUAAAUUUUGAGUAAUGCAUGAGUUGAUUUGCCCAAGACCGAUAAUAGAAAAGUUCGAUGGUGAACGGAUGUUUUAGCCACAAAGGUUCAAUAGGCCCUAAUAGGAGCAAACUAUUUCAGGUCAAAACGUCUGUAGCCGAAACAUCUGUGGCCAAGAAGCCUACAUUUGUUUGGGUAACAAGCUGCAUAAUUUAUAUUUGAAAUAAUUAAAAAUAAACAAAUCGCAUCCAAUAUUGGUAUAAUAACUAUUAUGUUUAUUAUUAUUAUAUUAUUAUUAUUUGAAAUAUUGGUGUUCCAUAUCGUUAUUUAUUCCUAUGGUCACUUUAUUUAAUGUCAGGUGUGGUCAGGUGCGAGUUUGUGUACCUGUAAUUAAGGUAUGUAUGUAUAUUACUUACUGAUAAAACUAAUCACAUUUAUUUAUUAUCUCCCUUAAUUUUUUUAUUGCUAUAAAGGGACAUAACUCUGCAUCAAAGGGAGACAACUGCUGGGCCUCCUUCCUAAAUGCUAUUUUCAAAUUGCAUCAAUUUUUGCCUUCAAAUUAUAUUAUAGAAUUGUACAUUAUAAUCCUUUUUGUAUUAAAAGAACACAGAUAUAGAUAUGUAUCUAUUAUAUGAUAUAAAUAUAUAUUAAACAAGUGUUCAGUGCUGACUGCAGGGGUUUUAAAAGCUGAACUUAUGUAUAUUUGUUCCAAUGUAUUAUAUAGACCAGGAGAGAAGAUUAUAUAAACAGUAAAUUUCUAUAACAUCACUGUAGACUAGCUAUUUAACUUGGGAGAUUAUGUAUUUUCAAACUUGUAAAAUAAAAUGUCACUUUGUA
Molecule: messenger RNA, 8673 nt
Organism: Patella vulgata (common limpet)
Lineage: Eukaryota; Metazoa; Mollusca; Gastropoda; Patellidae
Product: serine/threonine-protein kinase TAO1
Exons: 20
Coding region: 381-3155 (924 amino acids)
Biological process (GO): protein phosphorylation
Molecular function (GO): protein kinase activity; ATP binding
Source: RefSeq, a predicted model, not a curated record